Rhopalosiphum padi (bird cherry-oat aphid) is the source of this 3638-nucleotide messenger RNA. RefSeq names its product single-stranded DNA-binding protein 3-like. NCBI's taxonomy places the organism in Eukaryota, Metazoa, Arthropoda, Insecta, Hemiptera, Aphididae. Gene Ontology annotation, cellular component: nucleus. Gene Ontology annotation, biological process: positive regulation of transcription by RNA polymerase II. The transcript has a single exon. The record is from RefSeq and is a predicted model, not a curated record. The coding region runs from base 171 to 1436 and encodes 421 amino acids. Gene Ontology annotation, molecular function: protein binding; single-stranded DNA binding.
ACAGUGUUAUCAAAUCAAGUAGAAUCCAUCAUGGUUUUGUUGUUUUGUAGUGUUUACGUUUUUAUUGAUGCUAAAAUUAUGUAUUUAAUGCGAUCCAAGAUCAGUCUGACAUAGGUUUGGCGGACUUUCGUAUCGACCGUUGAGUUUGUGUUCGGCGAACGGUGCUCGCCAUGUACUCGAAAGGCAAAGGGUCGUCGGUGCCGUCGGACGCACAGGCCAGAGAAAGGUUAGCGCUUUAUGUUUACGAAUACCUAUUACACACAGGCGCCUCCAAAGCGGCGCAAACGUUCCUCAGCGAGAUUCGCUGGGACAAAAACAUCACACUAGGCGAGCCACCCGGGUUCCUCAGUUCUUGGUGGUGCGUAUUUUGGGAUCUAUACUGCGCGGCGCCCGAACGCCGUGACAACUGCGAACAUUCCAGCGAAGCCAAAACAUUCCACGACUAUGGUUUCGUUAAUCCGACCAAUUACAACCCCGGUGGUGUCAAUGGCAUUGGACACAACACUGGACCAUCCCCAGGACCGAUGGGCCCGAUGCCGCCCAACGAUUCAAUUCCUCCCGGACCCGGAAUGCCGCCAAGCUUUUUCAACAACUCAAACAUGAGACCGUCUCCCACUCAUCCUGUAUCACAAUCGAGCCCUCAUCCACCACCCAAUGCUCCCCACAAUCAAAUGAUGAAUCAGCCUUUUAUGGGCCCUAGGUACCCCGGUGGACCUCGGCCCGGUGUAAGAAUGCCACCACAUAUGCCUAAUGAUUUCAAUAGCCCAAACCAACCUAUGAUGAAUAAUAUGGAUAUUAUGCGUCCUGGACCACCAGUAAUGAAUCCGAGAAUGAAUCUAUCACGGGGUGGCUAUGGUCCUCCAAUGCGGGGUAUGCCUCCUGGUAAUGUCAUGGGCCCCGGUCCUGGCCCUGGAAUGCAUCCUGGUAUGGGCAUGGGUCCAGUCGGUCGACCACAGUGGACACCAGGUAAUCCAAAUCAUCCAAUGGGUUAUACAUCUUCAUCACCUGGGAAUUACCCACAAGGCCCCCCCGGUCCUGGUACACCAUUGAUGGCAAGUCCUCAAGAUUCAAACUCUGGUGGUGAAAACAUGUAUACAAUGAUGAAAUCUGUACCUGGCGGUAGUAUGCCAGGUGAAUUUUCAAUGGGAAAUCCUGACUCUGCGGGACCAUUAGGUCCAAUGGGACCAAACUCAAUGGGCCCUGUAAUGAAUGGUGAUGGUAUUGAAGGUAUAAAACGAUCUCCCCCUGAUGGGCCGAGCACACCAAGAGAUGAUAGUGGUAGUGGUAUGGGCGAUUAUAACCUAGGAGGAUAUGGUGGACCUGUGGACAACGAUCAAAAUGAAUCUGCGGCAAUAUUGAAAAUUAAAGAAAGUAUGCAGGAAGAAGCAAAAAGGUUUGAAAAAGAUUCUGACCAUCCAGAGUAUUACAUACCAUAAUAGUUGUGGGCAUUUUAAAAGCAACUCAUCAUCUCUGGUAUUUAGAAAAAAUUCUUGCCAAAAUGUAUGUAUAUUUAUAUUAUUAAUUAUUAUUUAUCACUUAAAGGUUUAAAGAUUACUUAAUAUCAUUGUAAAUAGUUCCCAGCGUGUCAUGUGAAAACGCUGUCAAUAUUAUGCGCUUCUUGUAUUUUGUUAUUUCUUUUAUAGUGUUUUAAGACAUUUCUGUGGAUCACCUUUACUCUUGUAUGUUAUAUUUUAGAUUAUUGGAAUUUAGAUUAAUAACUUAUGUAACCAAAGGAGUAUUUCAUAAAUAUCCAUUUUGGGCUUAAAGCUAAUUACCAUUAUUGCAAUGCAAGUUAUUAUAAUUUGUCCCCUAUGGAAGAAUGGACAUAAUAUUUAUUUCAAUACAUAAUUGAUUUUUUUAAACAAGAAAAUACAUUAACUUAAAUCAAGCAUAAUAUCAUUGAUAAUAAAAACAGAAUUUAUAAUCAAUAAUAAACAUAAAUGAUUAUAAAUUAAGUUCAUUAUCUCCACUAAAUAAUAUAUUAAUUAAAAAUUGCUAAAUUUACAAUUUGGUAUUUUUGAUCUUAUUAAAAUUAUGUUAAAUUUUUAUAAGUCGAUAAAUAUUAAGUAUGAACUUACUUAAUAGUUGCAACUGCAAUAAAGUUAUUGAUAUUUUAUUUUAUUUUUCCUGAGGAACUUAGUUUUAGAUACUGAAAUUGUUUCAAUAUUUAAGAACUUUCAGUAUUUAUGAUUUGAAACAAAAGUUUAGUGUUUUCAUACUAGUCCUAUAAGGAAAUGGCCAGUGAUGAGUUAAAUUUAUUUUUAUCAAAUAUUGAUAUUCGUUUUGUGAUGACAUGUGCUUAAACCUUGCGUGAUGUGUCUCCCUAAGCAUACCUAAAAAUUUAUAUGAUAAUCAGUAAUCUCUAAUUAGGAAAACAACUUAAAAAUAUCCUUGAAAUUGUUGGUUGGGAUACCAGUUCAUUUAAACAAUUAGAGGGUUAUAUUUAUUAUGCCCAUCAUUUUAAUUAAUUAUUAAAAACUUUAUUUAUUUUUGUUUGAAUUGUAUGUAUAAGAUGGGGGGAAUGAGAAAGAUGUAAGAUGAUUCUCUUAUAGACUCAUCACAUUAUCCUAGAGUGUACCAUAAACUUAUAUUGUAUAUUAAUUUUAACAUUUAAUCUAUUUUUAAACCAUUUUCAUCUUUGUGUAUGUAUGUUGCUGACUUAGUGAGAGGACAACUUAAAAUUUGUUGUUUAACUUGCAUGAACAUUUUUUUUUUUUUUGAGAAUUUUGUAAAACGCUCUAUUGCGUUCUGAUAUUGUUCUUAUUUAGUGUUAUAAAAUAUUGUUCUUAAUGUUUUUUCUACAUAGUGUGACUAUAUUCUCCCAACCAAACCCUGUCCAUAAAUAUUUUCUUCUUAAAGCUUAAUGCAAUUUAUUUAUUAAUUAAUUUUUUUUUUUUAAUUAGUUAAGGUAAUAUCUAAGUAUUCAAUAUUUGUAUAGUAUUAAAAGUAGUCUAGACAUUAUUAUUUAUUAUACUGAUAUAAAAAUAAAAUAUAUAGUUUGGCUCAAAUGUUUAAAGCGCUUUAAAUAUACGCGCAGAUAAUUUUGAAUUAUUAUUAAGUACAAUUCAUGCUUUAAUUAUGACUUCCAACUUGAAUGAACAAUGCUAUCUACAUUUAUUUUACAUUCUUUUUCAUGUGCAUUCAUCAAUAUUUUGAUACUUCCAGUUUUUUGUACCUCAUUUGUUCUUUUCUUUUCUCCAUUUUAAAUUUAAUAUUUUCCCACACUUAAUUUAAGAUUCUUUUGAAACAAACUAAAUCAUUUCACACAUUAAUCAGAAUUUAUAUACAUCUGUUAAUAAAUCUAAUUUGGUGUCAACAUUUUAUGUCAAGUAUUGUAAAGUAAAUCAAAAAAUUAAAUAUGGUUAUUUAAAAUUGUAUUGUUAAUUUUCAAAAACCUCAAUAGCAUAUAUUAUUAUGUAUGGUCUUAUAUCAAUAUUAUAAAUAGACAAAAUGCUGUCAAAUGUGAGAAUCUAUAUUGCUUUAUUGUAUAUAAUAUUGAUGUGUACAUAUAGGCUGUGGAUAAUGAAUAAUAUUUAGACAAUUAUUAAAAACAAAUUGAAAGCAAUCUACUUAUUGUUAAUCAUACAAACCUAUUUAAAUUUAAGGUAAUCUAGAAAAAUAAAUACAUUUAUAAUAUA